AGGUUGCCUACAGCAAAGAAUUGGGAACAAGAACAAGAGAGCCUUAGCGGCUGGCAGAACAAACAGCAUGAAUCCGAUGGCUUCAGCAGGACCCAUGGACAAUUCCAGAUUAGCACCCCACAACGGCUAUCCUGUGAACCAACAAGGCAUGUGUCAGGUGGCCCUGUCUCCAAGCAACCAGCCCCAAGUACAUCUACUUCCUGUGAACCCACCGGGUUUGAAGCUACCUGGGAGUGAGCAGCCUGUCCAGAGAGCCUUCAUGGAGGCCAAAACCUUAGGAGCUGCCCAGAUCCUUAUUGGCCUGAUACACAUCGGCCUCGGCUCGGUCAUGGCCACCGUCGUCUCUGGGGGCUACACAGCUGUCUCACUCUUUGGAGGCUUUCCCUUCUGGGGAGGCAUCUGGUUUAUUGUUUCAGGAUCCCUCUCGGUGUCAGCAGAAAAUCUGCCACAAUCUUCUUGCCUGCUGAAAGGCAGCUUGGGCUUGAACAUCAUCAGUGCAAUCUGUUCUGUGGUUGGAAUCAUACUCUGCAUCACGGAUCUGGGUCUCAUCCCAUCUUACUCUGUCUCCUAGCCCCACAGUUAUAACUGGGGUGUGAGCCCUGGUGUGGCUAUUUCCAGUGUGAUGCUCAUCUUCUGCCUCCUGGAGUUCUGCAUAACCUGUGUUUCUUCCCACUUUGGCUGCCAACUGGUCUGCUCUCAACAAAACUACGUGGGCGUGGUCCUCCCGAAUGUCUGUGUGGCAAACCCAGGGGUCGUCCCAGAACCAGUGAACUUGCCACCGACUUCUUCCAACCAGUUCCAGGGCUCCAGAUAAGCAAAGCCAAAGCUUCUAGAAGCAUCUUUCGAAGAGACAGAAAGAAGACCUCCCCUUUCUGGGCUUCUGAAACCCAGGAUCCUCUUUCCUUGACAAUCUAAAGAAAAUGUUUCUCUACCUUCAUGCAUCUUGACUUCAUUCAAUUUGGCAUGGAAAACCUUGCAUUUCCUCUAUUUAAAAGGAGACAGAAAUUUAAAGUGGCUUUUAACAAAGAGAUCCUCCCUAGGGCAUUUGCACCUGGGGCUUUGUGUGCUUACCUGUGUGAGCUCAUGGGUUGGAAGACUCAAUGUCUAGACAACCCAACCUUCCUUCUCUCAAUCAUUCGUUCAUUGAUUAAAUAUGUACUGAGCCAUGA
Molecule: messenger RNA, 1169 nt
Organism: Mustela lutreola (European mink)
Lineage: Eukaryota; Metazoa; Chordata; Mammalia; Carnivora; Mustelidae
Product: membrane-spanning 4-domains subfamily A member 8-like
Exons: 7
Biological process (GO): cell surface receptor signaling pathway
Cellular component (GO): plasma membrane
Source: RefSeq, a predicted model, not a curated record